AACGCGCAAAAUUCGAAAGUGGACCGGAAGUAAAAACAACCGCAAGUCCACAGACAGCAGGAGGAUCCUAAUGUUUUCUUUUUUUAAAGUAUAUUGUCCGUUGACUAAGUUUUAGAUAGGCUACAUUACGUUUUUAUUAUAUGUACGUACUAGGUUGGAAAGUUCAUUCGUAUUCUAUCUCUGUUGGUUUGCUUGCAAUGCAUGUGUUGAAUUAUACAGGGCAAGAUAGCUAGUUGACUGGCUGUUAUUGCUGCUCAUAGCUAACGUACAAGCUGGUUUUGUGAUUCUAAAACUGUUCCUGCUGUGUCAAUCGCUGUUGGAUUAGGAAAGAGUCAAGACGUCGGUAUGUUUAAAUUCAAAUAUCAAGGGAGCGUGAAAGAUCUGGCGUCUCUCGAUCCAAUGACCAGUCGCUGCUCCCGCCUCAACCACCUACUGCAGGGAAAGAUAUCCAACCAUGGCCUACAGGGUGGGGUGAAUGUGACGAGGGAGGAGCUGUUGGACGCUCUGCUCCUUCUCUACCAGGAGUGCUCUUCCCCAGACUUGAUGAAGAUAGAAUAUGUGGCCAACUUUGUCAACAAGUACUCUGAGGUGGUGUCAGAGUUACAUGAGUUGCAGCCUGGGUUGCGGGACUUUGAGAAGCGCGGGGUGGUUGGACGUGGCCGCUUUGCUGAAGUACAGGUGGUCCGAGAGAGAUCCACAGGAGAUGUGUGUGCCUUGAAGGUCAUGGAGAAGGCAGGCCUGCGCUCCAAAGAAAAUGUGUUCUAUGAGGAGGAGAGGAGGAUACUGGCUCUGAGCUGCAGCCCCUGGAUCCCACGGCUCCUGUACGCCUUCCAGGACAAAGACAAUGUCUACCUGGCGAUGGAUUACCUCCCGGGUGGGGACCUGAUGGCCCUGAUGAACAGAUAUGAGGAGCAGUUUGAUGAGGCCAUGGCCCAGUUUUACCUGGCCGAACUAGUGGAGGCCAUCCAUGCUGUGCAUCAGAUGGGUUUUGUCCACAGAGACGUCAAACCAGAGAAUGUGCUCAUUGACCGCACUGGGCACAUCAAGCUGGCAGACUUUGGUUCAGCUGCCAAGCUCACUGCUAAUAAAAAGGUGUUUACCCCCAAGGUACCUGUCGGGACGCCGGACUACCUGUCCCCUGAGGUGUUGGGGGCUAUGAACGGGGGGUCCCAGUGUAGCUACGGCCUGGAGUGUGACUGGUGGUCACUAGGGAUCAUCGCCUACGAGAUGAUCUACAUGAAGUCUCCAUUCACCGAUGGCACCACCACCAAGACCACCCACAAUAUCAUGAACUUCCAGCGUUUUCUGAGGUUCCCCCAGGAUCCAAAGGCCAGUAAGCACUUUGUAGACCUGGUUCAGAGUCUACUCUGUGGAGCGCAGGAGCGGCUAGGCUUUGAGGAGCUCCGUUGUCACCCCUUCUUCUCCGCUGUAGACUGGAACAACCUGAGACAAGCCCUCCCUCCCUUCGUGCCGACGCUCCGCGCCGAAGAUGAUACCUCCAAUUUCGAGGAGCCUCCGGAGAAGCCUCGGCCCCGGCGAGCGGAUGCCCAGCGAGACCCCCCGCGGCCGGGCUUCCAGGGCCAGGACCUGCCCUUUCUAGGCUGGUUCUUCAGCAGGGCGUUGACAGCGCUGGCCAAGUCUGAGUCAGUGGCUUCAGGCCUCAACUCUCCUGCCAAAACCAACUCCAUGGAGAAAAAGCUUCAUAUUAAAAACAAAGAACUUCAAGAAACUCAAGACAAAUGUCACAAGAUGGAGCAGGAGAUCUCUAGGUUUCAGCGCAAGAUGACUGACCUGGAGUCAGUUCUGCACCAAAAGGAUGUGGAGCUCAAAGCCUCUGAGACCCAGAGGACCAUCCUGGAGCAGGACCUGGCCACCUACAUCACUGAGUGCAGCAGCUUAAAGCGCAGCCUGGAGGCAGCCCGUGUGGAGGUGUCUCAGGAGGAUGACAAGGCUCUGCAGCUGCUGCAUGACAUCAGAGAGCAGAGCAGCAAGCUGCAGGAGAUCAAGGAGCAGGAGUACCAUGCCCAGCUGGAGGAGAUGCAGGUCACCAUCCGGCAGCUGGAGGAGGACUUGUCUGCCGCCAGGCGCCGUAGUGACCUGUACGAGUCAGAGCUCCGAGACUCCCGGAACACCAGCGAGGAGCUCAAGAGGAAGGCUGUGGACUACCAGCAGAGGAUCCAGAAGGCGAAGGAGCAGGGUAAAGCUGAGGUGGAGGAGCUCCUUUCCAAACUGGAGAAGACCAAUGCUGAACAGCAAGUGAAAAUCCUGGAACUCCAAGACAAACUCUCCAAGGCGGUGAAAGCCAGUACAGAAGCCACAGAGCUGCUGCAGAACAUCCGGCAGGCUAAAGAACGUCUGGAGCAGGAGCUUGAGCGGCUGCGCGGAAAGGCCGACCCCAGCGACACCCUCCGACGACGUCUCAGAGAGACCGAGGAGGGCAGGAAGACCCUGGAGAACCAGGUGAAGCGUCUGGAGAUGGUGGAGCGACGAGAGAACAAGCUGAAGGAUGACAUCCAGACUAAAUCCCAGCAGAUCCAGCAGAUGGCUGAUAAGAUCCUGGAGCUGGAGGAGAACUUGAGGGAGACCCAAUCAACUGCCCAGCGGAUGGAGGCUCACCUGGUCCAGAAGGAGAGGCUCUAUGAGGACAAAAUUAAGGUUCUGGAGGCCCAGAUGAAGGUGGACCUGGCAGACAAGGAGAGCCUGGAGUCCAAACGGGCCCAGCACGAGGAAGAGGCCCGGGAGAAGUGUAAACUCCUCAGUGAACAAAAAGCGACCAUCAACGCCAUGGACUCCAAGAUGAAGAAUCUGGAGCAGCGGAUCACCGAGCUCUCUGAGGCCAACAAGUUAGCCGCUAACAGUAGUAUCUACACUCAGAAAAACAUGAAAGCCCAGGAGGAGAUGAUCUCGGAGCUGAGGCAGCAGAAGUUCUACCUAGAGUCCCAGGCGGGGAAGCUGGAGGCCCAGAACGCCAAGCUGGAGGAGCACCUUGAGAAGAUGAGUCAGCAGGAGCAAAGCAAGAGGAGCCGUCUGCUGGAGCUGGAGACCAGACUCCGAGAGAUGGGCCUGGAGCACGAAGAGCAGAAGCUGGAGAUCAAGCGCCAGGUGACGGAGUUGACAUUGUCGCUGCAGGAGCGGGAGUCUCAGAUUAGCGGGCUGCAGGCGGCACGCCACGCCCUGGAGAACCAGCUGCAACAGGCCAAGACCGAGCUGGAGGACACCACCGCCGAGGCCGAGGAGGAGAUCACUGCCCUCAGGGCCCACAGAGAUGAAAUCCAACGCAAGUUUGACGCCCUGAGAGACAGUUGCUCAGUGAUCACAGAUCUGGAGGAGCAGCUGACCCAGCUGAGCCAGGAGAACGCCGAGCUGAACAGACAGAACUUCUACCUGUCCAAGCAGCUGGACGAGGCCACGGACGAGACGGAUGACCGCCUGCAGCUGGGACAGGACGUGGACCGCCUCCGCCGCGAAGUGGCCGACCGAGAGAUGCACCUCAACAACCAGAAACAGAACAUUGAGACUCUGAAGACGACGUGCAGCAUGCUGGAGGAGCAGGUUGUGGAGCUGGAGAGUCUGAACGAUGAGCUGCUGGAGAAGGAGAGACAGUGGGAGGCCUGGAGGGGAGCCCUGGAGGACGAGAAGAACCAGGCGGAGAGGAGGACCCGAGACAUGCAGCGCCUGAUGGACAACGAGAAGCAGAAUAGGUUGCGUGCGGACCAGCGCAGUACCGAGUCCCGCCAGGCGGUGGAGCUAGCGGUCAGGGAGCACACGGCGGAGAUCGUGGCUCUGCAGCAAGCCCUGAAAGAACAGAGACUGAAGGCCGAGAGUCUCUCUGAUACGCUGAAUGACCUGGAGAAGAAGCACGCCAUGCUGGAGAUGAACGCCCGCACCCUGCAGCAGAAACUGGAGACAGAGAGGGAGUUGAAGCAGAGGCUGAUGGACGAGCAAGGCAAGCUGCAGCAGCAGAUGGACCUACAGAAGAGCCACAUCUUUCGUCUGACACAGGGCCUGCAGGAGGCUCUGGACCAGACUGACCUGCUGAAGACUGAGAGGACCGACCUGGAGUACCAGCUGGAGAACAUCCAGGCUGUUUAUUCUCAUGAGAAAGUCAAGAUGGAGGGCACCAUUUCUCAGCAGACCAAGCUGAUUGACUUCCUCCAGGCCAAAAUGGAUCAGCCCACCAAGAAAAAGAAGGGUAUCUUCGGGCGGCGGCGUGAUGAGCUGGCGCCCAAUGGGAACGGGGCUGGGGGUUCCGGGGCCCAGGCCCAGCCAGCACUGCCCAUGCAGUACAGCGACAUGAAGGUUGCCCUGGAGAAGGAAAGGACACGCUGCUCAGACCUGGAGGACGCCCUGCAGAAGAUGAGGAUAGAGCUGAGAUCACUAAGAGAAGAAGCGGCCCAUUUUAAAGCCUCAGAGCACGCCCCGGCCACGCCAGCCUCCGCCCGCCAGCAGAUCCUCAUGUCGGCCAUCGUCAAGUCCCCCGAGCGCCAGCCCAACCCCAGCAGCCUCCUGGCCCCCUCUAGCUCUGCACGAUGCAAGGAGAGCUCCACGCCCGAAGAGAAGCGAAGGGUAACUUUUGAAAAGUACGGGCGUCGCGUGAAGGAGAGGAUGCACCACAACAUCCCCCAUCGCUUCACCGUGGGACUCAACAUGAGGGCCACCAAGUGUUCUGUCUGCCUGGACACAGUGCACUUUGGACGCCAGGCCGCCACCUGCCUAGAGUGCAACACCCUCUGCCACCCCAAGUGCUCGCCCUGCCUCCCUGCCACGUGCGGCCUGCCGGCGGAGUACGCCACCCACUUCUCAGAGGCGUUGUGUCGGGAGAAGGCCAGCUCCCCUGCCCUGCAGCUCAAAGAGGCCACUGGCCACGUUCGCCUGGAGGGAUGGAUGAAACAACCCAGGAACUCCAAGCGAGGCCAGCAGGGCUGGGAGAGGAAGUACGUGGUGCUGGAUGGGACCAAGGUGUCCAUCUACGACGCUGAACCCAGAGAAGACUCUCUGAAGCCAGAGGAGGAGUUUGAGCUGUGUCUUCCUGAUGGAGAGGUGACCAUCCACGGAGCAGUGGGAGCCUCAGAGCUCAUCAACACGGCCAAGUCGGACACCCCUUACAUCCUGAAGCUGGAGUCUCACCCACACACCACCUGUUGGCCCGGCCAGUCCCUGUACUUCAUGGCUCCCAGCUUCCCAGACAAGCAGCGCUGGGUGGCUGUCCUGGAGUCAGUCGUAGCCGGCAGCAGGGGCUCCAAGGACAAGGUGGAGGCUGACGCGAAACUGUUGGGUAACUCUCUGCUGAAGCUGGAAGGAGACGACCGCCUGGACAUUAACUGUACCCUGCCCCUCACCGACCAGAUAGUGUUGGUUGGCUCUGAGGAGGGUCUGUAUGCCCUGAACGUCAUUAAAAACAGCCUGACUCACAUCCCAGGCCUGGCCUCCGUCUUCCAGAUCCAGAUUAUCAAGGAGCACGACAAGCUGCUCAUAAUUACUGGAGAGGAGCGGGCCCUGUGUCUGGUGGAGAUCAAGAAGGUGAAGCAGUCUCUGUCUCAGUCCCAUCUCCCGGCCCAGCCAGAUCUCAGCCCAUACAUCUUUGAGACCGUCAAGGGAUGCCACCUCUUCUCCUCUGGCAAGAUUGAGAAUGGCACGUGUAUCUGUGCCGCCAUGCCCAACAAGAUCACCAUCCUGCGCUACAACGACAGCCUCAAUAAGUUCUGUAUCAGGAAAGAGAUUGAGACGUCAGAGCCCUGCAGCUGUAUCCACUUCACAGGCUACAGCAUCAUCAUCGGCACCAACAAGUUCUACGAAAUGGAGAUGAAGCAGUACGUGCUGGAAGAGUUCCUGGAUAAGAACGAUGUGACGUUGGCCUCGGCCAUCUUUGCGGCCUCCUCCCACAGUUUCCCCAUCUCCAUCAUCCAGGUCACCCAGGCACCGCAGAAAGACGAGUACCUGCUCUGCUUCCACGAGUUUGGGGUGUUUGUGGACGCAUACGGCCGCAGGAGUCGAAGUGAGGACAUCAAAUGGAGCCGUCUGCCUCUCUCGUUUGCCUACAGAGAACCCUACCUGUUUGUGACCUACUUCAACUCGUUGGAUGUGAUCGAGGUCCAGGGCCACUCUGCUCUAGGGGCCCACUCGUACGCUCACCUGGACAUCCCCAACCCGCGCUACCUGGGCCCAGCCAUCUCCUCCGGAGCCAUUUACCUGGCAUCGUCCUACCAGAACAAGCUCCGGGUCAUCUGCUGUAAGGGCAACCUGGGACAGGAGGGGGAGCUGCAGAGGAAUGGCUCUGGACGCAGCCCCAACAAGCGUGGGCCGCCUUCCUACAACGAGCACAUCACCAAGCGCCUGGCGGCCAGCCCCGCGUUGCACAGUGACCCAGGCACGCCGCGCCGCUAUCGCGAGGCCCGCACCGAGUUCCGCCGCGAUAAGUCGCCCGGCCGCCCGCCGCACUCAGUGGAGAGGGAGAAGUCUCCAAGUGGCAGGAUGAUGAUGGACCCCCGUCUGGCCAGGUCUCCAGGAAGGGCCAUGGGGGGGGACCUACGCCUUGACCGCUCCCCAGGGAAGCUGAUGGACCGGGACGUGAGGAGGGAGAGGUCACCCGGCCGGGGGUUCGAGGAGCAGCAGCCUGGAGUUCGUCAGAGACUCCACACCAGCUCCGGUCGCACGCCCCUCACCACGGUCAACAAGGUGUGGGAUCAGUCAUCUGUUUGAGUGACAGCAGCGCUACAUCAAUCAGAAGAGUGACAUCCCCAGCACAGCACAUCACUCAGUUCUUACCAGGGUUAGGGAAGAGGAGCGGGGUCAGAAUACUGCAUCACCUAGAGAGCCCAAUAGGAAAAGCAGCUAAAGCGUUGAUGACCUACUGUCGAUGCUGAAUGUCAUGUGUAUGGGUUUUUACUAGAAUAAAUAAUAACAAUAAUAAUAAUAAUGUUGAUAUACAUUAACAAAUAAAAAAAAAAGUAUCCAACAUUUAAAGUCAGCAAGGACCAAAACAACAUUUGUCACAAACACUGACAAAAACGCUUGGAAUAUCUGCAAAAUUAAAUCCUGGAAACAGCACUUACAGAUGAGGCUUCAGAGUUUAGAAACACAACUAAAUGUUCUCCUGGAUUUGCUCUCACCCUGUGCAUAUCAGCUAGAUCAGUGGUGGGCAUCUCCUAGGGAUGCAGUGUGUGCAGGCUUUUGUUACAGCCCAGCACUAACACACCUCAUUCAAAUAAUCAACUAAUCCUAGUCUUUGAUUUACAUCAAGUGUAAUUAGGUGUGUGUGUGUUAGAGAUGAUAUGGAAUAAAGUCUACACACACACACACACACACACAGAGGCCCUCUAGUAUUGGUCCAUCCCUGAGCUAGAUGACUACAGCUGACACACUAAAACUGCGCUACCCACAAUCCCCAGCACCAGCUGGCUCUCGGGCCUUUAUAAAUCAUCACGAUGCUAUUUGACACUGUAAAUAGGCAGACUUAGGUUUAGUCCGAAAUUGUACCCUACUCCAUAUAUAGUGCACUACUUUUGUCAAAAGUAGUACACUUUAUAAAGAUUAGGGUGCCAUUUCAGACUGAGCCUGACUUUUUAUAGAUACUGAAAGGGAACCUCAAGGCUGGAAAAGCCACGUCUAUUUUUGUUAAAGAGAAAAGUGAUUGUUGUGUGUCCUCUUGAAUGUCAAAUGAAUAUUAUUCUUUUAAAAACGUCCUUUAUCAAGUGAGCAUUUUGCCCUGGUCCCAUCUUGUGUAAUGCACUUCCACACGCAAAAGCAAACUUACAUGCGGCUUGAGAAAUCAUUAAGCUUACAACCCACUACUUGAAUAUUUCUUUUUUUACCCCAAUCUCCCCUUACCUUGUGUAUACCCUCCAAAUUGUUGUUUAUGAUCGAUCGGCGAAGAAAAUAAUGUUCUUUGAUUAACUGAUUCUUAAGGCAUGGAUGUACUUAAAUGAGAAUGGAAAAUACAUAUCCUAUGAUCUUCAACUUCAUUUCAGUGAACUACAUGCGAUUCGACACUGGAGCAUGAGCGAUAAAGAAAGAAAGUUACAUGUUUUAGUUAGCCUUCAAUUUCCAUUUUCUUUCAAAUCCUCCUGAGCUACUAUGAGCGACAUUUUCCUACUGCUGAACACCUCUCGUGCAGCAAGAACAAAUAUGGUAUUUUCAGUCACAUAAGCCUACUCUUUAUACUUUAAUAUAUCUACUUACUUUUGAUUUACUUAUUCUUGAUAUUCAAAAAAAAAAAAUGUUUUAUUUAUGUUCAACCAAAUUCAGUGUAGCACUGAAAGGUCACGUAGCAAAUGCUUUUGGAACAGAUUGGCUUACAUGUGCAAUAAGAAAGCUUUUUCUCAUAUCCUCUAUACACAGAAGCAGACAUUUUUCGUUUUACUCAGCAUCGGGGUGGGAGUGAACAGGGUUGUAAAUCGAUUUUAAUUUCAGACUUGCUUACCAAUUUACCAUCUGCUACGUAAGUCCAACCUUCUUCUGUUUCAGAUUUCAGAAACUUUGCUGGAGCAAAGUACCAGUGAUGCACAGAUAUGAGCUAAACUUUAGAUAUGUGCAUUUUUGCGGAUUCCGUUUAGACGAGGAACAUGUCGCCCUGUGCUCGUUAUGAAGAUAUUGAUGUCUUACAAAUGCUAACAAAAGAUGUACUAGCUUUCCAUGUAGAGUUUUGGCGCACAAUAUUAAACAUAACCACUGUCUUUAA
Messenger RNA from Salmo salar (Atlantic salmon), 8677 nucleotides. Lineage: Eukaryota; Metazoa; Chordata; Actinopteri; Salmoniformes; Salmonidae. The record is from RefSeq and is a predicted model, not a curated record.